UGCCAGGCCUAUAAUCCACAGUGACGUAGCCACUCUUUACACCCUUCCGUGGAUUUCACAACCAGACGUUGACUCUUCCACCAUAUAAUCUUCAUACCAAAAACAUUUCUCCUCCACUUGCAUACGAUGAUAAUCAUAUGGCGAUCAUUUACAACCGUUGGAUCCCACGGAGCGCUUCAUUACUUCUCGUCUUUCUCUUGCUCCACUCCGUACCGUAUGGAUCAGGUCAGCCCACACCGCCUGUUCCCCAAACGAGAGCCAGCGACCCGGUUGUUAUAGUGAUAACGGUCUUGUUCUUCGUUAUCUUCAGCAUGGUCUUCGGCUCCAUCUUCUGCCGCCGAAGCUCCGUGUACUCGAGGCCUUCGGUUUUUGGACUCACCGACGCAGAUGCUGCAGUCGGCGUUGUCAGGAUCAGGAGGUCGGCGGCGCGUGGACUCGAACCGGAGGUGAUAGAGUCGUUCCCGACGUUUAUCUACUCGGACGUGAAGGCGGUGAGGAUCGGAAAAGGCGGUGUCGAGUGUGCGGUUUGUCUCUGCGAGUUUGAGGAUGAGGAAACGCUACGUUUGAUGCCGCCUUGCUGCCACGUGUUCCACGCUGAUUGCGUAGACGUCUGGCUCUCGGAACGUUCCACGUGUCCUCUCUGUAGAGCUGAUCUUGUCCAGAAACAGGGUGACGGUGGGAGCGACUUGAGUUCGGAUCCGGGUACGGUUUCGUCGGGUUCGGAUCCUGAGAGAGGGGGUUUGGAAGCUUCCGACAGGCAUUUGCUGGACGGCGUGACGUGGACCAAUAGUAACAACAUAACGCCUCGGUCAAAGUCAACGGGUUUAGCCAGCUGGAGUAUAACCGGUCUUUUGUUCCCGAGGUCUCACUCGACCGGACAUUCGCUGGUUCAACCGGUUGGAGAUCUCGACCGGUUUACGCUGAGGUUACCGGAUGAUGUACAUAGGCAGCUGAUGAAGACGAGGACGAUAAGAAACGUGACGUUACCUCAGGCGAGGAGUUCACGGAGCGGUUACAGAAGCGGUAGUGUCGGGAGCGGGACAGGCGGCGUGUUCUCGUACGGUCGGAAGAAUCAUAAUCACAACCGACGGCUGCAUUCUCUUUCUUUCUCCUUCUCCUUCCGGAGUGGUUCCGUACGGUCUACUUUCGGUGGAGAUACGGUGGCUCCGCCGAAGAAUUUUCCGGCGGCUAAUGAAUCUGGUGAACGGUCUUUCGAACGGCUCCGACCUGAUGAGCGGGUGUAAAUAAGAUUCUUGAAUGUUCUGCCUUUUUAUUGCUUCUUACCAUGACCAAAAAACAUGACAAAUAUAUUUUUUGUUGAAAAAGUUUCAUUUGAUAAUCAUCAUGUUUCUUCUUUUUUUUUUUUUCUCUUUUUUGUAACUGGCAUUCAUAAUAAUCAUCAGGUUUCUAAAACAAAAACAUUGUAUGUGUGUGAGAUUGUUAAUAUUUGAAGUGUAUGUAUUAUACAAUG
Molecule: messenger RNA, 1471 nt
Organism: Brassica oleracea var. oleracea
Lineage: Eukaryota; Viridiplantae; Streptophyta; Magnoliopsida; Brassicales; Brassicaceae
Product: E3 ubiquitin-protein ligase ATL9
Exons: 1
Coding region: 138-1244 (368 amino acids)
Source: RefSeq, a predicted model, not a curated record